AACAAAGUGAAACAGUACGGUGCGUUGCUUUGUAGCGAAGCGUAUCGUGGUGAGUUGCAGUACUUCGCUGCGCUGUGGCAAAGGGAAAACCAAACAACAAGGAAAGGGUACGGCAGCUCCAAUUGUGGCGUUUACAUAAGAAAUGGCGGACGACAACUCGUGGGUGUUUGAUUCGUUGGUGUGCUUUUUGCACGGUCCGGUAUGGAAUGCACCGCUGCAGACGUUCAUCGAGGAUAAAUCGAUUAUUUUCGAUCCCAACCUGCAGCCGGACGAGAACAAUCCCGACUUCCGGAAGGUGCACGAUGAGUACAAGAAUCUGGUCGACUACAUGCUCGGUUCGUUCAUGGAGGAGAUGCAAAUCACGCCGGAACAGUUCGAGUUUGCCUGCCUGGAGGGCCGGCACGUCGCUAGUCUGGGAAGUGCCGGGGCGGGUGGGGCACGCGCCGCAUCCGCCGGUACAUCCGGUGGCAGCAGCGACCGAGCAGAUCAGUCCGGUGGCAAUACGUUCUCCUUCCAUCAGGGUUUGUUCCAGCAAAUAUGGGCCGCAAACGAUAUACGCAUCUUCAUACGCAUGAUGGUGCAGCGCAACGUCGAGCUGCAGCUGCAAGCGUUGGAUCUUAUCGAGCGCCGUUCGCAAAGCCUAUCCUCGAAACGUGACGAAGGUUCCGUUGAUGGGGCUGGAGGGGAGGCUGGUGAUACUGGGUCGGAGCUGAAGCCUGCGGAAGACACGCCCGAGGAGCGUGAAAUUGAGCAGGAUAUUUUAAAAUCGGUCGAAAAUGAGUUAACAGUACCGCUGCUGACAGAAGGGGACGGUGGUGCAACGGAUCAAACGCAAGCGUCUGCUUUGGCCGGUACGCUUGAGGGAGGGCUGCCGGGCACGGAAAGUGAUAAGUUUCAGCGCUUGAAUUUGUUUUUCGACCAGGAAAAGAUCAACACGGACGACAUGAAAGCGCGGCAGGAGUAUUUGCGAACCCAGCGGGACAAGAUACUGACCAUCAAGAAGCAGGCGCGGGCCCGGCAGCUGAAUGAAACGAUACGCAAAAGCGAACGCCCAGCGUCGGCACAGGUGGCACAGAAGUUCCUGGACGGUGAAACCGAAUCGGUACCGGUUGAGCCGCCGGAAGGUUCGCUGCAGCUGCGCAAGAUGCUGGCCCAACGGCUGCGCAACGAGGUAGCCAUCGAUAAGGAGUGAAGCUCGGCACAGAUACGGGGUCAGUGUGAUGGAAGGGUAUAGAAAUCGAUAUCGCAUGAAACACAGCACGUCCUCGUCCUCGCACAAUGUGAUAUUAUCACCAGCAGUGUGCAGUUUCGAUCGAUAUGCAUGAUGUUUGUUGGUGAAUAAUAUAUGUGUAACACAGUGCGUUGGGGGUGUUUCCCCGGGUAUAUGUAGUUUAAAUAAGUAGAGAUAAAUGUGUAAGAAGGGGAAACAAUUGGGGAGUACAGACAGUACAGAACUAGAAUUGAUUUCUCAUAUUUAUAUUCAUAUUCCAGCUAAUUAAAAGAAACUUUGUGCAAUGUGACUAAUAUCGUUUUUAAUAUUAUAUUUGCGCUGGUACUUGUUGGAAAAAAAUAAGAAAAUGUACAAGAUUGUGGUAUUUUGGCAUUGUCAGAGGUGGAAUCGA
This is a messenger RNA of Anopheles merus, 1622 nucleotides long. RefSeq names its product cilia- and flagella-associated protein 36. NCBI's taxonomy places the organism in Eukaryota, Metazoa, Arthropoda, Insecta, Diptera, Culicidae. Bases 143 to 1192 code for a protein of 349 amino acids. The record is from RefSeq and is a predicted model, not a curated record. The transcript is spliced from 4 exons. Gene Ontology annotation, cellular component: ciliary base; axoneme.